AUGGCAAUACAAAAUGAGGAGUUCGACGACAGUGAUCUUCUAACAUUCCGAUUGCCGGUCAACUACCUACCUGGGCAAGACAUCGUGAGCAAACGAGUUCUUAACGAUCAGCGUAUCAUCGACGUUAUCGCAAAGUCGUUGCUAUGUGUACCUGAUGGCACCUACACUACGGCUCUCAAUCAACUGCGGAAUGGAACGUGUUGCGAUGUAUUGUACUUACCUUCUGUGGCUCAGCGGAAGUCUCUCCCACCUAUCCUUAUCGAGGUGCAAAGGACCGUGAAUGAAGCCUUCAUGCGACGUUUGAUCAUGUACUCUCUUUCGAUAUCAUCUACCUAUGAGGAUUCGCCUUUGCCUAUUGCCUUGAUCUUCGUUGUGGACAAGGUGGUACCAAAGACAUUGUUUGCCAAGUUUAAUCCGGUGCCUGAUAUGCCACAAGUGAUGUCUUUUCCUUGCGUUUCAUGGGCGAAGGAAUGCUAUCUUGUAUCCAAUCGACCCUGUGAUUCCGAAGAUCUUCCAGACGACCCAUUGUAUGCAUUAUCAUUGUUUUUCUCUGAGCAGCGAUCGGGACUUUAUGAGCAUUCACAUCCAAGCAACAGCAUAAUCAAGCUAUCAUAUCAGAUUGCAAAAGAAGGAUCCAGUGAAACACGUAUAUACCAGGAUGAUCAUCUCUCGCAGGUGGAAACCAUUUGCACAAUCAAUGAAAGGAUACUCCAAGAAGCCAAAGAUGAAGUAGACCGUGUACCUGAAACACGACGUGCAUCGCGAAUCCUCAGCCGUGGAAUACAAUACAAUGCAAAGGUGAAGAGAAGACUUGUUUUGGAGGAAACCGAUUCCGAUUCAUCACUUGAUCCUCCUCCUCCAAAGACCAAACACAAACCUCAUCACUCAUCACCAUCAACUACUACUACUACUCUGGAAGAUGAAAUCGCAUUUAUCAAGGAGUUGAAAAAGAAUCGCGUUGGAAGGUUAAGCUGGGCCAACAUUUUGCAACAAGGCCAUGCUCGGGGUAUGUUUAAACGUUACUCUACGGGUGAUAGCUUGCGUACAAAUUUUGGAAAGCAUGUUUAA
Messenger RNA from Lichtheimia ornata, 1068 nucleotides. RefSeq lists its product as uncharacterized. The record is from RefSeq and is a predicted model, not a curated record. Lineage: Eukaryota; Fungi; Mucoromycota; Mucoromycetes; Mucorales; Lichtheimiaceae. The transcript has 2 exons. The coding region runs from base 1 to 1068 and encodes 355 amino acids.